Molecule: messenger RNA, 741 nt
Organism: Trametes versicolor FP-101664 SS1
Lineage: Eukaryota; Fungi; Basidiomycota; Agaricomycetes; Polyporales; Polyporaceae
Product: DDE-domain-containing protein
Exons: 2
Cellular component (GO): nucleus
Molecular function (GO): DNA binding
Source: RefSeq, a predicted model, not a curated record
CCGAUCGUUCCAGAGUGUAUCUAUGGCAUGGAUGAGACGGGGCUGCAACAAGGGGUGGGGGGUACAGAGCGCGUUAUUGGACCAUCUGGGCGAAAGUUUCAGUAUCAGCAGGAGAGCGGAGACCGGGAGAACAUCACGGUGCUGGUAACCAUAUGCGCAGAUGGCUCUUCAAUACCGCCAGCGGUCAUCUACAAAGGCGAGGCAUAUCAGGCAGCAUGGAAGCAAGAUAAUCCUCUGAACGCUUCGCUGGGCUACUCGAAGAAGGGCUAUGUGAACGGAGAGAUCAGCGCAGAGUGGAUCAAGCAAUUUGACAAGCAUACGAAAGAGAAAGCUGCAGGGCGUCGCCGUCUGCUCUUGGUCGAUGGACACAACUCACAUUACACCUUCGAGUUCCUUGACUAUGCUCGCAAGAACCGCAUCCAUGUCCUGUGCUACCCAUCGCACUCUACCCAUGUCUACCAGGGACUCGACGUCGUCAUUUUCAGUGUCUUGAAACAGCACUGGAAGCGAGCGCGGGAUACACUCGAGCGUCGAGGGGAGAAGGUCACCAAAGCGACAUUCCUCUCGGUCUACGGUGGGGUUCACGUUGCAGCCCUCACACCGGCGAAUAUCAAGGCUGCAUUCCGGAAGACGGGAGUCGAACCAUUCAAUCCCGAUGUCAUAACAGCGGAUCUCAUGGCGCCGAGCCUCGAGACGUCCUCUCAAGGUCACCUCCCGUUCAUGCAAACAAGUCCUGUGCGC